Mizuhopecten yessoensis (Yesso scallop) is the source of this 4279-nucleotide messenger RNA. RefSeq names its product sulfotransferase family cytosolic 1B member 1-like. Gene Ontology annotation, cellular component: cytoplasm. Bases 1770 to 2648 code for a protein of 292 amino acids. Gene Ontology annotation, biological process: sulfation. Gene Ontology annotation, molecular function: sulfotransferase activity. The record is from RefSeq and is a predicted model, not a curated record. The transcript is spliced from 6 exons. Lineage: Eukaryota; Metazoa; Mollusca; Bivalvia; Pectinida; Pectinidae.
UGGAUCUUAUUCCGUGGUUCAUCAAUAUGAGCGUCCGUUUUUCAUUUCGAAGUAAUGGUCUCUAACAUACAGUGUCUCUUUGAUGAUUUUUAAAUUGAAACCCAUACUGAAGAAACCGAUAAAGAUACAGGAAAACAAAUUUUAAGUUUAUAGUUUUAUGUUUUGCAAAGGAAGGAAACCCUCUCCCCGACAUGACCAGGUUUUUUUCUUUUCCAUUAUACAGUAUAUUUUAAUAACGUAACUUAGAUGGUUUUAUUAUAUAGUAUUACAACCAGCUUUACCAGUAGGGUGUCAUUACAUCUCUUGAUUAUCUUCAUGCUACCGUUAAUUUGGGAGGAAGCGAAUUACUGCUUCUCGCUGUCCGCUCAUGUUUUUUUGUUUUUUUUACGGAUAUCAUUUUGAGCUUCCUUCAAAUUGAUGAAAUUGAGCGUAAUGAAAAUAAAAUGAUCAGCAGACACAUACACAUUAUGCAUGUUUCAACAACAAAUAACAAAGUGUAAGUAUAUAUUAGCACGUUCAUUUUGCAUUAUCGUUACACCAGCCAACUAGCUGACGAUCUGUACAUAUUUGAUGCCCUACAAAAUAUAACUGAUAACAGACAAUAUGUCUCCUGGGUAUAUACAGGAAUUGAUAAUUAAAAAAGUAUCCAAUUAUAAGUUAAGGUAAGAGGCGACUGUAGAUGUACCCUGGGUUAGAACUAUCAGGUAUGGUACAACAUCAUAUCGGUAUGAGGCUGCCCGCAUAUGGAACUGUCUGCCCGACGACCUAAGAAAGGCUGAUAACUAUAAGGAUUUCCGCAGACAGCUGCAUGUGUGGGACGGCCUCAACUGUAAUUAUAAGUGUUCCAUGUAGGUAAUGUAACACACCUUGCAAACUUGUCGACCCUGCCUGGUGGUUCUCUCCUGUCAUGUAAAUAUUGUACUGUACUGAAAGUAUAAACCUGAAAUCUGUGAUAAAUUAUGUGCUACUUUUUAACAUUUUAAAUAUUUUCAUGAACUUAAGUCCUUACAAAUCUUACCCCAAUCUUACCAUAAUCUUACCCCAAUCUUACCACAAUCUUACCAGUACUAGAUCUAGUCAUAUUUUACAAAAUAUUGUUCUAUACAUAAAUUUUUCUCAAUUUGAUUCUGUUAAAUUUGAAGCAUACAAGUCCAGUCUUUUAACUUUAAAUACUGUAUGUGAUAAAAUUGGUAUAAAAUUUAUAUCUCUCUUAAACUACUAUGAUGUGCGCAUUAAGCAGACCUCGCUGGUAGAGGGCUCCCCGACCCUUGGAAACUUGAUGCACCAAAUGAUGAACUAUAGUUAUAUAUGCUCAUGUGAUAUUUGUUUUAUAUCAUGUAUUGUGUUGGUCUUAACUUGUGUCAUAUUUACUGUUAUUAAUAUUUAUCAUGUUUGUCAAAUAAAAGCUACUGAGAGCUUAAAUGUUAAAUUGUUCACCCUAUUCGACGUUAAAUAAAGCUUCUUGGAUCUUGUACAAACGUUACAUAAAAGUUGCCAAAUUGCCAAGUUAAAAUACAGAGUAAUUGUAUAUGAAUUGUCAAUGAUAAAUAAGGUAGUUAAUGCUAUUUGUUUGAAUAAGAUUUCUGUAUUCUUUAAUUUUCAUUUUAUUCCCGAUGUGUUCAUUUCUAGGUCCGUCCAAAUAGCAACGUGAUCCGAUUCGAAAAUUAUCGCUUGGGUAGGGGAGGGAACUCCUGAUUACUGGGUAACUAGGAUUUCUCUCCCCUGACAAUACGUUCUUCAGCCAUUCGACAGUAUUUUGGAGAAGAGCCAUGGAGACGGUGAAGAUUACAGACAAAGACGGCGCGUCGUUCAACAUGUACCGAUACGAGGGUAUACUGUUUCCAACAUACUCUAAAACAGACUUAAAGACGCGCGUGGGCACGUUUAAAAACCUUCAAAUCAGAGAUGACGAUGUAUUCAUAGCAUCAUAUCCCAAGUCAGGUAAACACUGGAUAUACGAGAUCACCAACACACUUCUUACAGGAACGAUGGAAUAUAUGACGUCAUACGCUACAUCAGGACCUUCAGGGGAGACAACUUUCCAGGAUAUGAAAUCUCCAAGAAUCAUAGCUAGCCAUUUUUUAUUUAAAGAUUUUCCAACGGAACUCGGCAGUAAGAAAUGCCGUGUUAUAUACAUCACAAGAAACAUGAAGGAUAGCGCUGUGUCGUUCUACAGUCAUAUGAGAAAAAUGGAGGAUUCUUGGGGUUACAGCGGUACAUUUGACGGCUUCCUGCCUCUAUUUACAAGCGGUCAAGUUCCUUACGGGUCUUGGUUUGAGCACACAAGACUCUGGGAGGCAGUACUACAGGAACAUCCCAACUUGUCGAUAUUACAUCUGGAAUAUGAAGAUAUGAAAAGGGACUUGUUAGGGAAUGUACGGAACACGGCCAAAUUUCUUGGGGUCGAGGAAAAUGAAGAAUUAUUUGAAAAGAUCGUGGAGAAAUGCGACUUCCAGAAAAUGCGGAGCAGUUGUACAUUCGGCGCCCCCUGGAAAUCUUUCACUAAAGAUAACACGUCUCCUAUAUGUAGGAAAGGUCAGGUUGGAGACUGGAAGAACUGGUUUACGGUGGCUCAAAAUGAAACGUUUGAUGAAAUCUACAAUAAAGAAAUGAAGGAUUCUACACUAAAUUUCCAAUCUACUCUUUGAUAAUAUCAAAUUAACUUUUGAAUCAUCGGAAGUAUCCCGUGGUAAUAUUAAAAUUACCUUUGAAUCACAAACUACAUAAUCGGAACUAUCCUGUAUGAGUUGGUAGUUUGUUUGUAAGGAACUCGUUUGUAUAGAGCACAUACCCUUUGAUGUAGGUGAACUAUUGUGACAGUGAUAACAAUCUACUUCCCAACACGGAAGAGCUUUGCAGACAACCCAACAAUGCUGAUAUCUACUGCACGCCAACCAGGAAGGAAAGGAAAUAUAGUCAUUAAAUGUUCACCGGGAAGGACAGAAACUGUCGUUACUUAUCUACUUUUAACCAUGAAGGAACGAAUGAAAUUAUUUCAUUGUCCAUAAAUAGAAUAGUAAAUGAUAAUUUAGUAACGGUUAUAGUUACGAAUCAGGAAAUAGGUACGGUCCAUACGUGGUGCCCUGUUGGCCAAUGUCAGAACAUGCUCUCUGGUAGACUUCAAUCCACAUGUAUAAUGAACAAAGUGCAAUGAAUAUGGUGUUAUUGAAUAGUACGGGCUUCAUUUACGUUCGCCAUCUUUGAUGUGAUGGGGAAUGCUAUUUAUUUGAUCACUCUGUCACUACCCCUGACGUCUGGCUUUGAGGACGUGGUAAUGCUUGCAAUUCUAGGUCAAAAUCUUACUUGGCGGUUAAGUCGAUGAAGCAGAUGACCCUCAGCCGUCCGGGACACCUGAUUUCAUUCUCCUUAUACAUUUGUCCUUUGUUUCUGUUAUUAGUAAUGGAUUAACUUUAAACUGCAUUACACUACCAUUUACUAUGAAAGUUUUUCAAAGUUUGAUAACUUCACGUAAUUUUUGAAGUAGUCGUCUGUUGAUUAGAGUGUUGGGUGAUAAAUCACAGAUUACACUCAUUUUCCAUGCAAGUUUGAACACUUAUAAGACCUUCACAUUCAUCAAGAACUGUUAAGUCAUUUGAAUUUUGCCUCGAUCAUCACUGGAGAAACCAACUGGUAUGCUAAAAUUAUAGAGAAUCAAUGCUAACCCACCUGUAGUUAAAUAUAUUGAUUGAUAAUUAUUAAAAAGUUAAGAACACACUUAAUAACUUCAAUUGGCAAUAAUUACAUUUCAUAUAACUAUAUAAUCUGUCAUUUAGAAUUACUAUGAGUUGAUAUUCGGUCAUUUAGAAUUACUAUGAGUUGAUAUUCGGUCAUUUAGAAUUACUAUGAGUUGAUAUUUCCAUAUUGCGAUAACUAUUAUUCAAUUAUAUAUUUGUUUUUAAUUGUACUGAGCGAACAGUAGAGAAUUUCCAGUCCUAUGGUCAGAAUAAAAUCUAUGUAUCUGUGUUUAUUAUAACUGUUAAUAAUGGAGGUAUUUCUCAUAGUGCAAUAAUAGAUGUUAUCCUUAACCCUUUCACCACUGUAGACCAUAAUGGACUUAUCCAUAUCAAUGCAUGGCAGAGUUUACUAAAGUUACAUAGGGGUGAAAGGGUUAAUGUUAUACCUGAGCACUCUGUGGAUAAUUUAACAUUUCACGACCACCUUGUAUGUGUUUUCGCUGUCCCUAUUGUCUUUUUGUAUCAAUGCUGUGGUACAUCUUUUUCUGUGUACUAUCAAUUGGAUUUCAUAAGAAUAGAAAACCUAAGAACACACAUAGAAAAGA